This is a messenger RNA of Microtus oregoni (creeping vole), 1174 nucleotides long. RefSeq names its product proteasome 20S subunit alpha 4 (gene Psma4). Gene Ontology annotation, cellular component: cytosol; nucleus; proteasome core complex, alpha-subunit complex. Gene Ontology annotation, biological process: ubiquitin-dependent protein catabolic process. The record is from RefSeq and is a predicted model, not a curated record. The transcript is spliced from 9 exons. Lineage: Eukaryota; Metazoa; Chordata; Mammalia; Rodentia; Cricetidae. The coding region runs from base 142 to 927 and encodes 261 amino acids.
CCCCUGGCAGUUUUGCGCAUGCUCGGGAGCCAUAUUCGCCGCGGAUGCUUGGCCAUCCGGGUUGGUUCUCCAGCUGAGUAAAGCGACACCGAUCUGCACCCCUCACUGUCUUCCUCCGGAGUUACAUAAAGUUCAGAAGCCAUGUCUCGAAGAUAUGACUCCAGGACCACAAUAUUUUCUCCAGAAGGUCGGUUAUACCAGGUGGAGUAUGCCAUGGAAGCUAUCGGACACGCGGGCACCUGUUUGGGGAUCUUAGCCAAUGAUGGAGUCCUGCUUGCUGCAGAGCGGCGCAACAUCCACAAGCUUCUGGACGAAGUCUUUUUUUCUGAAAAAAUCUACAAACUUAAUGAGGACAUGGCUUGCAGUGUGGCAGGCAUCACAUCUGAUGCUAACGUCCUGACUAAUGAACUAAGGCUCAUUGCUCAAAGGUAUUUAUUACAGUACCAGGAGCCAAUUCCGUGUGAGCAGUUGGUUACAGCAUUAUGCGAUAUCAAACAGGCUUAUACACAGUUUGGAGGAAAGCGUCCCUUUGGUGUUUCUCUGCUGUACAUUGGCUGGGAUAAACACUAUGGCUUUCAGCUCUAUCAGAGUGACCCAAGUGGAAAUUACGGGGGAUGGAAAGCCACGUGUAUCGGGAACAACAGUGCGGCAGCCGUGUCAAUGUUGAAACAAGACUACAAAGAAGGAGAGAUGACUCUGAAGUCGGCACUUGCUCUCGCUAUCAAGGUGCUAAAUAAGACCAUGGAUGUUAGUAAACUGUCAGCUGAGAAAGUGGAAAUCGCCACACUAACAAGAGAGAGUGGAAAGACCGUGAUCAGAGUCCUCAAGCAGAAGGAAGUAGAACAGUUGAUCAAAAAACACGAGGAGGAAGAAGCUAAAGCUGAGCGGGAGAAGAAGGAAAAAGAACAGAAAGAAAAGGAUAAAUAAACAAAAUCACGGAUUUUAUAACUCCUUAGAGGCACCAAUUCAGUUAGGCGUGGUCCUGGCCUUCCACCCUGGAAAGGUUUUUUGUUAUUUCUUCUUUAACUUGCCCAUUGGGGAAAUAGGACAUUACAUACUGAAUUGGGUCCUUGUCGUAUCUGUCCAGUUGGAUCUUUAUUGUAAUGAUGGACAUCUUUAUAGACAUCUUAAUCUUAACACAUAAUUUUUUGGAAUAAAAUUUAGAAAGAUUGGU